Molecule: messenger RNA, 597 nt
Organism: Cetraspora pellucida
Lineage: Eukaryota; Fungi; Glomeromycota; Glomeromycetes; Diversisporales; Gigasporaceae
Source: the annotation of a GenBank genome assembly
AUGAAUGAAUUGGAUGAAUUUGAAGAGUGUAGUCCCUUAUUUCUGUAUUGUGGUGAAUUUUAUCCAGAUAAUUUGUAUGUGGAUGAAUCUUACCUAAAUGAGGAUAAAUCUUAUCUAAAUCAAGACGAAUCAUAUCAAGAUGAAUUGUAUCAAAAGGAUACGUACCAAGAUAAAUCACAUCCUGAUGAAUCAUACCAAGGUGAUUCACAUCAAGACAAAUCUUGUCCAAAUAAAUUGCCAUCACAAGCAACAUAUAAUGAAACCUCUAAAAAUGAUGGAAUGCUGGCCUAUAAUGAUGGAAUGAUGUCAAAUCUUUUAAGACAUCUCAAGAGACAUAAAGGCAAAGUACCUGAACUAAAUAAAUCAAAAAGAAAACAAAAUGAACUUGUAACAUAUUUAAUGACACCACUUGUAGAUGAGCAUACAGAUAUUUUAGAUUGGUGGCACACAAAUGAAAGCUGUUAUUCGAAUCUUGCAAAAUUUGCUAGGGAUUGCCUUGCAAUACCUGCUACGAAUGUCCCAAGCGAGCAAACAUUUAGCAUUAGUAGUAAUAUGUUAACUAGUAAGCAAAAUAGAUUGGAUGAAAAAACUGUAUGA